Messenger RNA from Rhinolophus ferrumequinum (greater horseshoe bat), 274 nucleotides. It is a transcript of the gene P3R3URF, whose product is annotated as PIK3R3 upstream open reading frame. NCBI's taxonomy places the organism in Eukaryota, Metazoa, Chordata, Mammalia, Chiroptera, Rhinolophidae. Bases 1 to 249 code for a protein of 82 amino acids. The record is from RefSeq and is a predicted model, not a curated record. The transcript has a single exon.
AUGGGGCCUUCUCAGCUUGUCCGUACUUCUCGGCCCCGGGGCUUAAGUUCCCCCCACCACAGGCCAGGUAUAGGCUGGCCUCGGCCCAGGUUUCCCAGGAUGUUCAAGUGCAGCCACAGAAGGUACCGGCAGAAAGCCCAAGGCCCGGCUGCCAUUACUGCAGCCACCAAUCUUGACACCAUGGCCAGGGAUAUCAACAACACCCACACUGUCAGCACCAGUGUGUGGAUCCUUCCACCACAAGGUUAGCCAAGGGCCCUGAGUUUUGGGGGUU